Messenger RNA from Archocentrus centrarchus (flier cichlid), 1684 nucleotides. RefSeq names its product mitochondrial carnitine/acylcarnitine carrier protein. Gene Ontology annotation, molecular function: O-acyl-L-carnitine transmembrane transporter activity. The record is from RefSeq and is a predicted model, not a curated record. Gene Ontology annotation, cellular component: mitochondrial envelope. NCBI's taxonomy places the organism in Eukaryota, Metazoa, Chordata, Actinopteri, Cichliformes, Cichlidae. The coding region runs from base 243 to 1136 and encodes 297 amino acids. Gene Ontology annotation, biological process: mitochondrial transport; carnitine transmembrane transport. The transcript has 9 exons.
UUUAACUGUGCCUAAAGAAGUGUGAGACUAAAGAAGCGAGUUCAUGAAUUUAUGAGUGAUCGUAAAGACAAAUGAUUUACAGGAAAAGCGGCUCCUCUCAUUCCGCUCAGCUCUGUGAGGCAAAGUCCGCAGAUAGACAGACAGACAGACAGCUGACCGUCUCACCCUCCCCUGCCGGGACAACAGCGGUGUGAGGUGGACUGUUCCCCAGCGCGCUGCUCGGGCCAUGCGGGGUCGGCAGGAUGGCGGAAAAACCCAAAGUUUCUCCGCUCAAGAACUUCGUGGCUGGGGGGGUCGGGGGAGCGUGUCUGCUGCUGGCCGGACACCCCCUGGACACCAUCAAGGUGAGACUACAAACACAGCCCAAAGCUGCUCAGUACGUCCUCUACACAGGAACGUAUGACUGCUUACGCAAGACCGUAUCCAAGGAGGGCAUCCUCGGUCUAUAUAAAGGUAUGGGGGCUCCCCUGGCGGGCGUGGCUCCUAUGAUGGCCAUCAGUUUCUUUGGUUUUGGUCUUGGAAAACAGCUCCAGCAGGCAGACUCUGGAAAACCGCUGACGUACGCUCAGAUCUUCCUGUCUGGCUGUCUGGCAGGAGUGUUUACUACAGUGAUCGUAGCUCCAGGAGAGAGGAUCAAAUGUUUACUGCAGGUGCAGUUGAGUGGUGGAGGGUCCAAGUACGCAGGCCCAUGGGACUGUGCAGUCAGGCUGUAUAAGGAGCAGGGCAUCCGCAGCGUCUACAAAGGGACUGUACUCACUCUCAUCAGAGAUGUGCCUUCUAAUGGUCUGUACUUCCUCACAUAUGAAUACCUCAAAGACUUCCUGACCCCUGAAGGUCAAAGUGUGUCCCAGCUCAGCACUCCCAGGAUCCUCCUGGCCGGUGGUGUAGCUGGAAUACUGAACUGGACGAUCGCUCUUCCUCCAGAUGUGCUGAAGUCAAACUUCCAGACAGCUGCAGAUGGGAAAUACAGAGGUCUGGCUGAUGUCCUGAGAACGCUGCUUCGAGAAGAAGGACCUAAAGCCCUCUACAAGGGCUUCAACGCCGUCUUUCUGCGAGCCUUCCCGGCCAACGCUGCUUGUUUUCUGGGAUUUGAGGUGGCGUUAAAGGGCCUGAACAUGGUCGCCCCGAGCUGGUGAAAGAAGACGAACUGUGCUGGCAGCGUUGAGUGUCUGUGGAGUCACGUGUCAGGAUGGGGAAAUAAAAUCAUUUCAUUUUAAACCUACUUUUUAAUAUCGCUUUACAAAUAUAUUUUUAAAAUAUUGACCUCUGUAAUCCUCAGUGUGGGAGAAGUGUUGCGAAAUCUCUGUAUAAUCCUCCUCCUGUCACCACCCUCAUAUUUUGAAACUGAAUGUCACAGUCAGUCACCAGUUAGCUCCGCCCUAAAUCCUCCCCUGCUUCCUGGACCAUAACUUCCAAAAUAAACAUGUUUUAUUUAUUAAAACUGGAAAUUAGCGCCUGAGACCAUAAACUCAUGAGGAAAGUGUUUAAGGUGCUCAGAGAUCAGGUGAGCAGCAGGUUCAUCCAAUCAGACUGCUUUUUGCCCCCUGCUGGACAUUAGAGAAAAUGCAGUUUUAGGUCCUUCAGCAUUCAUUUCAUGUCUGAAAAGUGAAGCAAAAAGUGAAUAUAUGUGUGUGAAGCAGAAUAUUUUUAUUAGUUUGGUUAAUAAAGUCUUCAGUUUGCUGUA